Messenger RNA from Nilaparvata lugens (brown planthopper), 7737 nucleotides. Its product is annotated as band 7 protein AAEL010189. The record is from RefSeq and is a predicted model, not a curated record. Gene Ontology annotation, cellular component: plasma membrane. The transcript has 10 exons. Bases 677 to 1585 code for a protein of 302 amino acids. NCBI's taxonomy places the organism in Eukaryota, Metazoa, Arthropoda, Insecta, Hemiptera, Delphacidae.
GUCAGCUCCAGUUACUCUGUUAAUGCCUGCUAGACUUGUCAACGUGUAAGUCGAGCAAACCAGUGAAUAGUAUUUGAAGUAAUUUGAUUUUGAAGAGUGGAGUGUCAGCUUGUCAGAUUAUAGAAGUUAUCUGAAUAAUUCAUCAGAAUAUACAGCUCAAGUAGAGUAUUCAAAUAGUUGUUUGAAUAGUGAGUAGUUGUUUGAAUUCUUUUCACAAAUAACAGAAGAUACAGCUUGUAGAGAGUUUCUGAAUAAUUUAAUACAAGAUAAAACAAUUUUUUGGUGGUGUGCCGCUUUUGUUACAUAUUUUAGACGCUACACAUAAUCUAAAUUUUUGGUGAAGUGACGUUGGUUCUAGAAUUUAUUUGAGGAUUUUACACACUUUUUCAAAUAUUUUAUUGAGUUGUUGCAGUAGUGAGACAGUUUCAUCUAUUUUAGUAGUUAUAAUACAGAAAAACUUCAGUUUUCUCAGUGAAGUGUGAUUUUCUCUUCUAUUGACACUUUCCGAAAUUUUCUUGAUUUUAUUGAGUGAUUUUCUCGACAGUUGUGAUUUGCUCUACAAUAAAUUGUUGUACAGGAUAUAUUUGAAUCGAUCCACAAAUUACUGCUUUUUUGGGAGCGAGUGUGAUUGUUUCUACUGUAAAAGAGUCAUAUAAAAGUUGCAACCAUUGAGUCGAUGUCGAUGCAACGUGUUGACCCGGCUCUGCCGAUUCCCCUGGAAGUGGCCAACACCCAGUAUCCUCCCGACCACAAGCCAAUCAUCGGAGCAGAUGAGUCGGAUGGUGGCGACUCAGGCUUAUGUGGCACAAUCUUGACAGGCCUGUCCUGGCUGCUGGUCGUCUGCACACUGCCAUUCUCGCUCUUCGUCUGUUUCAAGGUUGUCCAAGAAUAUGAGAGAGCUGUUAUAUUCCGACUGGGUCGCCUAGUCUCAGGAGGAGCAAAAGGACCAGGCAUUUUCUUUAUCUUGCCCUGUAUCGACAACUAUGCAAGGGUGGAUCUCCGUACAAGAACAUACGACGUACCCCCUCAGGAGGUGCUGACCAAAGACAGUGUGACAGUGUCUGUGGAUGCAGUGGUGUACUACAGGGUGUCCAAUGCAACCAUAUCGGUGGCGAAUGUGGCCAACGCGCACCACUCCACGCGCCUACUUGCGCAGACCACACUGCGCAAUGUGCUUGGCACCCGGCCGUUGCACGAGAUUCUCAGCGAGCGAGAGGCUAUAUCCAACACUAUGCAGACCAACUUGGAUGAUGCAACCGAAGCAUGGGGAAUCAAAGUUGAACGGGUAGAAAUCAAGGAUGUGAGGCUGCCAAUCCAACUGCAAAGAGCAAUGGCGGCUGAGGCUGAAGCAGCAAGGGAAGCUCGUGCCAAGGUAAUUGCGGCUGAGGGAGAACAAAAGGCGUCACGGGCUCUGCGUGAAGCAUCUGAGGUUAUCGGAGAUUCACCGGCUGCUCUACAACUACGUUACCUACAGACUCUGAACACCAUCUCAGCCGAAAAGAACUCAACAAUCGUGUUCCCACUGCCGAUCGACAUGAUGACCUACUUUAUGAAAGCAUCACAGCUGCGAGCAUCAACCACAUAGUCAGUCAGUGACGUCAUAACCAGCGACAAUCAACGAGACAUCGGUUGUAACUUAUUAGUUACAACCUACAACAAAGUUAUAGCUCAUCAAGUUAUAACAAGUCGUUUAUAUUUGUUUAUUACAAGUUCAUAUUCAAUCAUUAAAUAUGAGGUGUGUUUUUCUAGUGAUGAGGUAGCUUUAUGGCAUUGGUUCAACCCUAGAUUAUAAAUUAAUUACUCAAAUAAUGAGUAAAUUUUACGCAUUACUUCAUGAAACCGUUAAUCCCUACCCAACAAUACAUCUUGUACAGUUGGUUCAGUUACGAGAAUUAGGGCCAAGCUAAAUAAAUAAACCUUUGUCACCAAUAAAUUUGGAAGAAAAAUAGCACAAGGACUACUAUACCUUAUUAUUUUAUCUGUCAAUGUUAUAACAUCAGUGUCAUUUGCAUUGUAAAUAAAUUGAUAAAUUAUUAAUGAAAGGUAUAAGGAAUGAAGGAAAACUUUAAGGCCGCUGUAACGGCGCUAUAUAUAAGGCUAUGAGACGCAUAUAAGGCCGCUGAAAUUUCAAGGUAUUCCUCGUGACUCAACCAUCUAUAGCAAUAUUCUUCAAGGACUCAUUCAUAGGGAUGCAUUUCCAGUACAUGAUUAGCCAAAUAUUUCGUCCAUUGGAACCUUUUACCACAGGGAAUAUAAUAUCAUACAAAUACAUUCCUAUGCUUUUUCUUUGUAUCCUUUGGUACAACAGACUGAUUUGUGGGGAUCAUGCCUACCAAAUAAAAUAUACCCUGAUAUUGCCAACCUGAAAAAAGACAACCUGAUAUUGCCGUAUGCUUGAGACAGGUUAUCACGUCAUCGCACGCCAUCAGGAGAAUGCUGACUUAUCACUAGAAAAACGCAUCUGUGACGUUAUUAAGCUGUGUUCUGUGGAUCUAUGCUUUGGAUUAUGGGUAUUAUCUCAACUAUUUGGUUUGAUGAUUAGGAGUGUAAGAUUGAGUACUAUUGAUGUAAGGGUUGAAAUUCUAAUCGGUCACUAGGCCUAUAAUAUCAUGAAUCAUAGAUGAUCUGAGAUUAAAGGGAAUCAUCAGAUAUAAUUAUGUAAAAUACGAUUACUUACAACAAAAUUACAUCAUUAAUCGAAUUGGAAAAUUUAAACUAUUAAUCUAGCUUCAAAGAAGCGGAUGUCACUCAGCUUUAUUAUUUUUUUUCAAUGAAUUCCAUGUAUAAUUUCGCGAAUUCAAAUGGAUGAGCUUGGAAUGUUGAAAUUAUACAAUGUUUGUUUGUUUUAUUAUGAUAAUGACCACAUGAGCUUUUUGCUAGUGUGUGGGUAAUGGGAAGUGCGAGCGUGAUUUAUGAAAUGAUAAAACGUCCAUGCCUAUUCGAUGGGAUACGGCGGGAUUCGAACCCACGACCAGGUAGCACUACCAGACUGAAGGACGCCCUAGUCAACUCGACUGUCUGGCCGGCAAAAUACAAUAGUUCAUAUGAAGUAAUUAAAACUAUAAUUUAAUUAAUGUUGUCAUGCAAACAUCAUAAUAUAGUAUCCUAAUACAAUGCAACUCCAAGUAAUCAGGUUUUGAUCGUUUUAAAGAGAAAUUACAAUGGAGGCUUUCAUUAUUGAAGCAUAAUAUAUAUAAAGUGAGUAUAGGGACUUUUUCUCUUGAUUCUCAAAUUGUAAUUAUCUUAAUACACACAAGAACCCUUCAAAUAUUCAGAAGCUUGAAUUGAAAUCUGAAAAUUCAGUCAGGAUCUUGAUAAUUACUUUACGGAUUACACUUCACUUGUUGGAAAGGUUAAUUAGAAUACUUUUCAAGGUGAUAAGUAACAUUCCUACAAAAACUUUACUGUUGCUAAUCCAAUGUUUCAAAUGUGUUACAGAAAUCCUAGUGCACAGUCUUAAUAGCUCACUACAAUCAUUCCAAUGAAUUAUUCAUAAAUAUCAUUAACUUCAUCAUAAAAUAUGCCUGACAAUUUGGGUGUCAUCUUAAACAUUGUUUUUACUCAAAUUGUUUUCUCUGUAGUUGAAUCAAUAAAACUGUACUACAGAAUGUGAGAAUGUUUAUAUUUGAUCAAUGGUUUGAUUAAGAUACAAAUAAUUGAACGUCUCUGAUUCUGUGAGAAUAGAUUCAAGUUAUAGUAUAAACAGCAACAACUUGAAUGGGGAAUUUUUUCUGCCUGUACGGAAUAUUAAAAUUUUUUCACUUCUGGCUAUACAGAAGCAGCAGCCAGGGCCAUAUGUGACUUUUCCACCUAUUUUCUACACGCUGCCAAUUUCAAAUGGAUCUUACUAUUUAUGAUUUAUCAUAUAAUUGUAUUCAGUGAUGUAUAACUUGAGAAAUUUGGAGCAGAGCAGUAGGCUAUUCAAGUACCAUGGAGGGUAGGCUACUUCAAAAUUAUGUUUAAAAAAAAAAUCAGUCACCUGAAACUUUUUCAACUAAGUUAAUCUUUACAAAUGGAUGUAGAUACAUACAGUUUUUUAUUGUACAAGAUUCAUCAAAAGUUAUCAAUUUGAAUAAAUAAUUAUUUUGAAAACUAUAUAUAGGCUAACCAUCGGUUCAAGCAAAGUGUGUUGUUCCGUUCCAUUAAAUGAACCAUUUCUAUAAUGUAUAUUAUAUUUAUAAAUGUAAUCAGUUCAAUGGAAUCUCAAUGCAUGAAUGUUUAAAUUAUAUAUAUCGAUAAAUGUUGGUGUAAUUUUUGAAAAUAUUUUCCAAGCACUUAAAAAAUGUUUCUCAUUACAAUUUAAUCCUCAGUAACUGGUUUUAGUCCUUGAUGACGAACAGAUAUAUUUUUAUCUGCCUCUGUUAAAAGGAAUUAAUGGAAGCCAUUCCGCUAAUAAUUUGUUCUUCGAAUGUACUGUAAUAUUAACAGAAACAAUCAUCAUCAAGUCAUUGUUAUCGAAAUGAUCAUCAGUCAUUGUUUGGUUCAUAAGAACUGAAAUACAGUCAUUAUCAAUUUACAUUUGAAAUUCAUGAGUUCAUACGGCGAUCCAACAUAAUUUUAUAAAAAACUACUUUUCAUUUGAUCAGUCAUUUUAUAUAUAAGCUAGUUUUAUGUUAUUGAUAAAUUUAAUUCUGUUGUAUCAAGAACAAGUGAAAAAUAUCAAAUAUUAUUUUCAAAUUUAUGAUAAUUAUAGGCCUAUACUUUGAUAAAGCUAUUCACUUUUGAGCAGUUUUUUUUCAUGAAGAGGAUUUUAUUUAAUUUCAAUAAUAAUUGAAGAGUUGUCUUCCGUUUAAGAAACAGCUUGCAGUGAGAUGAUCAUCAACUCAAAGUAGCCUAGAAAUUGUCUGAGAAGUCAUUAAAAAACUCACUUAUUUAUCAUGAUCAGUGUUUAAUUAAUCUUUAGUCUAUCAUUCAUUAUGAAUCGUCAAGUUCAUAGAAAAUGAAUUCCUUUAAUCAUUACUGGUAUUUUGUGUUCUCAAGAACUUUAUUCGAACUGUUCAUUCUAUUUAUUUAUAUUUGAAAGGCUCUCCAGUUGGUAUUAAUCCAAUCCAUAACUCAUAAUAUUUUAUUGUAUAAAAUCAUUCCUCACUCAUUGUUCAUCUAUAUUUUAUGGUCUGUGAUUCUCAUGAUGUCAAAGAAAUUAAUGUAUACUCUGUUGCAUUAAUGUAUUGUUAAAUAUAGAAUUAUGCAGGUUCAAGAGUAUUUAAAUUGAGAUAUUUAAGUGAACGAGCUAUCAUAUUUGUAAGUGCAGUCACUUUAAAUUCAAAUUCACUUUUAAAAACUAUUGGUAGACUUGUAAGUCUCUAUUAUUAUAUCUAUUGAUAUAAGUGGUAAUUUUAUAUAUUUUAAUAGGCCUACUAUUAUUUAUUAUUGAGUUCACUCUGCACAUUUUCAUUAAAUUCUCGAGUUGAGCCUGUUUAUUUGUGUUUGGUGUGAAAAUAAAAUAUUGAAAAAAAUCUAAAAAUAUUUUUUCAGGAGCUAUGGAAUAGCUUCGAUAAAGAUGAUUUAACCAUAUUUUCCUCAUUCAUCGUUUCAAACGUCAUGUUCUCAAAAUUUAUUGCCAUUCAUAUUAUUAUUCUAACAAAAUCAAAUGCAACGCCGACAUCAAAUUCAUCCUAGUCAAUUUUUAUAAUGUAGGUAUUCUUUCUGCCCACUUUUGAAGCGCUCAAUGUGUAAGUUAUACAUUAAUAAUGGAUAAUUAUUAUAAUAAUCGCACACACCAAGUAAUAUUGUAAUAAGUGUGUCCAAGUUACUUUAGUGUUAUAGACUAAGUUUGAUACUGUACUGUGAAACCAAUUGAAAUAUUGUGUGUAAAAAUGUAAUUAAUAUAGAGCACACAAACACUUUUAAAAAUAAGUGGAUAAAAUAACAAGAUUUCUGAUAGAAAUACUGUAUUGAAAAAUUGAGGUUGAGUGAGACCAAAAUCUAAAAAAAUCUAUGUCAAAUCUAGUAAAAUGAAAUAUUCUUAUUUAGAUGCUAUAUUCUAGUAAAUAAAAUAUUAUUUCUAUUAACAUGACAUUAUUCUUUCUAUUGGAUUAAACUAUUUCGACUGUGUGUGUGAUCCUGUCUUGCAGGAAUGCUAUUAUGUGCAAUAUUAAAUUUUAUUGAGUUCAAUAUUCUAAUUCAUAAUUGAAAACUGAUGUUCAAAGUGAUAUUCAAUCAGAAAUACUUUGUGGAGAAAAAUUUACCAUAUCGUGGAAAAUUUGUCACUCAUCGCUGUGGAAACGGCACAUUUGGUUAGAUAAAGAAGAGAAGUAGAAUAAACAUUGCACAAUAAAAUCUACAACCUUUCUAAUAAAGUAUGUAUCACUCAUAUAAUGGUUCAUUAUCAAUGCUCAAUGUCUUUCAGAUGAGAAUCUAUGGAGCUCGAUUGGGUUCAAUGAUGAUCCUCUCCUACUUUUCCAUUUAUUGAAGAUUUUUUCAAUUUACAAUUUUGGAAAUAUCAAUAGCUACUCUACUCUCUCGAUAAUCAUAGCUAUUGACAAAUUAAUUGAAAUUUAUAAAUUAUGUUGAUUGUGGUAGGUAGCUCUUGGAAGUAAUGGUAUACUGAGUUUUUCAAAAUGAAUUCAACACUUGGGUGGAUAAUGAUAUUCAAAAUUGUAAGAUUUUCCACCCUCCAGAUGUGUAAGAAAAAAGGUUGAAUUCCAGCCCAAUCCUUUUUGCUUAUUCAAAAUUGUGCAAAUCUUUCAAAUUUUCAAACUCAUUUUCACCUAAAUAGGGCUCAGAAAUAAUAAUUCUAUCGUUUUCAUUUCCUAACUAGCAGAUUAGAUCUAUGAUUUUUAUUUGCUAGAUGUAUUCGAAAUGAAAAAUAAUGAAUUAUUGAAACUUUAUUGUCAACAAUGUUCAACAAUUUUAGGUGGGAAUAUUGUUGAUGUUUUAUGAAGAGAGACUCCAUUUUGGAAAACAAAAUCAGCUCAUACAUCCAUAACUUUUCAAAGAGUUCCAGUAAUUCUUUUUAAUUCUUGAUAUUUUUAAGUUCUCCAAUUGCAAUGAACCUAAGAACAAAAUAGAAUGUCAAUCCUAACAUAAUUUGAGUUUCCAGCCAUUGUCAUCAGUGAAAUGACUAAUUAUUCACUUUAGUUCUCAACUCACCCAAUUCUAUGAGAAAUAAUAACCAAUUACUAAUUUUCAUAACCGAUAUCAUUAUAACAUGACGGUAUUCAGCCUGGUAUACUCAGGGUUCAUUAUUGCUAACAGGAUAGUUUAAAAUAUAUUAAUCCAUGGAGAUUCUGUUUGAUUUCUCCAUCAAUUACGAGAUAUUGGAUUGAAAUACCUCACACAUUUAGAGGAAUUUUCGAAGAGAAAAUUUUGUUAUGAAUCAUGGAAAUUAGUAGGAAUAAAUAAUACAAUGUCAUGUUAAUCUGUUCUCUCUUUAAUAAUAUUAUUGUUGGAUGUUUCUAUCUAAUUAUUGAUGGAAUUUCAACGUAUUUCUUUGUUUCAUUCUCGUUCUUGCAUAUAGCUCCACAAUAUCAUUUAUUCUCCGAUGAAUAAAUCAUUAUUCUAUAUAGCUCUAUUUAAUCAAUUCAUUAUGUGGUCAAAUAAAAAUAUUAUUAUAUCUCAAGUGUAAUUAAUUAAUAUCACACACUAUAAAAACUAAUUGGUGGAUUGCAUAAAUUAAUAUUAUAUAAAUGUGUAUCAACAGUGUACAGUGUUUUGUAAAGCAAAUUGUUGUUAAAUUUAUUAUCAAGUGUAUUGUUAUAUUUACAGUAUGCAGAUACCUUAAUUAUUACUAUGUUA